Molecule: messenger RNA, 853 nt
Organism: Nymphalis io (European peacock)
Lineage: Eukaryota; Metazoa; Arthropoda; Insecta; Lepidoptera; Nymphalidae
Gene: Rrp40
Product: exosome complex component RRP40
Exons: 1
Coding region: 94-804 (236 amino acids)
Biological process (GO): U4 snRNA 3'-end processing; poly(A)-dependent snoRNA 3'-end processing; CUT catabolic process
Cellular component (GO): nuclear exosome (RNase complex); cytoplasmic exosome (RNase complex)
Molecular function (GO): RNA binding
Source: RefSeq, a predicted model, not a curated record
UCUGACACAUGCUUUAAAAGAAUAAAAUCUCGUGAAGUAACAGAAUAAAGUAAUUUAAUUUCAUAUGCUUGAAUAAAACAUGCUUAUUUAAAAAUGAAGAUAUCAAUAGGCGACGUUGUUUUACCGGGGGAUUAUUGUGAGGAAAUUUCCGAAGUUGCAGAAAAGUCCAAAGUAAUUAUCGGACCUGGGCUUCGUAAAGAGGUAGAUCGUGUUUACAUUACUAAACCCGGUGUUUUAAAGAAACGAAGUCCUUGUACUUUUUGGGUAGAUAGUUAUCAGAAGAGGUAUGUUCCUUCCAGGGGAGAAAACGUAAUAGGCGUUGUGGUUCAAAAGUCAGGUGAUAUAUUCCGUGUUGAAGUCGGUGGCAGCAUAACCGCUGCCUUAUCCUACUUAUCAUUUGAAGGAGCAACAAAAAAAAAUCGACCUGAGGUUCAAGUUGGAGAUGUGGUAUAUGCUAAAAUGUUAGUGGCUAGUAAAGAUAUGGAACCAGAGCUAGUAUGUGUUGAUUCUCACGGAAAGAAAGGUAGACUGGGUGUUCUCUCUGAAGGAUUCGUAUUUAAAUGUUCAUUGAAUUUAAUAAGAAAGAUAUUAAAUCCCAACUGCCCACUCCUUGAUACUCUAAAGAAUGAGUGGCCAUUUGAAGUUGCUGCAGGUAUGAAUGGUAGAAUUUGGAUAAAGGCUAACUCUAUGAGAGAAACAAUAGCUGUUGGUAAUGCUAUUUUAGGAGCUGAAUAUCUGAAUGAUGAAGAAAUCAGAAACAUGUGCAACAAUAUAGCUGCCAUAUUGGCUGGUCAUGUGUCAUAGACUUAUGUAUGUAUUUUUAAUAAAGAUAUUUGAGUGUUUAUCUUUUCUA